CACGUUUAAUUUAUGACUAAAAUAAAUUUCUCAACUUUUUCGAAUCACUGUGAAAACCGACGCAUUACUCCAAAAUGCACCCGGAACGGCCCUCCUCGUCACCACCGCCCCAAAAACGCUCAAAACCCGAGGUCGCCGCGGAGGUCGAAGAGUACGAGAUGCUGAUCGAAGACGAUUACCUGGAAGCGAAAGACUUCCCCCUGGACGUCGUUCUGAAGGUGGAACCACCCGACUCGGGCGUAACGGUGCGGCACACCAACGGCCAGGACGAGUUCGUUGCCGUGGAGGCGUUGGCCCCGUGGAAGGUCGGCCAGCUGGGCUGUUCGGCGCGGAUUUUCCACGCCGACAUGGAGAUCGUGGUGCACAAUCUGGGCUGCCUGCUGGCCAUCGACGACACCUUCGUGGCCAAGGUCGGGCUGGCGGAUUUGGCGGCACUGGGCCGGGCCCGGAGCUUCCGGCAGGCGAAGAUGGCACUGCUGAGACAACUCUGCAUCGUCCAAGUGCUGCUGGAUUACGUUACGGUGGCACGCGAACGCGCUCGAACCGAGCUGCUGCAGCUGAUUAAUGGUUUGCGGAAGCAACCGGUCACGGUGGACACGAGCGAGAUUUACGGAAUUGUUCGGAAAUCGUCGGAAUUGGACUUUGUGGGACUUUGUCAGCAACUUGGCAAAAAUGUGAGCGUGUCGGAAGAGCUGCGAGAGCAAGCGAGGAAUCUGCUCCAGGUCGAGCUGGCCUGCGAGCGGCGUAACCGUUGGUUGAACAACGUCCCGACCGAGCUGGGUGAGGACGCGACGUGCAAGUUGAACUCGACGCUGCAACUGCUGUGCGCCAAGGUGUUGGAAACGCACGCGACCGCCCUGCUGGACAGGGCUCCGGAGUUUCUGCGCCUCAGGCUGAAGGACGUCCCGCAGGGAACGCUGUUCCGAGUCGAUCCCGGUGCGGUGCAAAUGUUUUACGACCUGGACAAGGCGCUGAGCGGGGAGAUUUUCCGGCAGCCGCUGCAGGAUCUGGCCGAGCGAUGGACCAAUCGCUUGAAGUCGAUCGAGGAUGAUGCUGGGGUCGUCAUCUCGGUCAAUCCGAUCUUCUUCUCGCUGUGUCGUGGGUUGGAAGAGGUGAUGGUGGAACUCUUCGGCGGCUACAGCUUGCUGGAGAGCGAUUCCAAGGGCUGGCAUCCGGUUAUAAUCGCGGAAAUGCUGUUGAAAACGGAUCUUGCCAGGUGUCUUCACCGGGAGCAUCUCUUCAUCUUUCGGCUGCUGAAGCAUUUUGAUCCGGCGGUGGUCGAAAACGUAGAACCAUUUGACUAUCAACCGCGGAGGUUGCUUAAAUUGCUGGGUGAAAAGCCGUCCAAAAUUGCCGACGAGUUUUACGCGUGGUUUUGUCUGCUGGACGACGCCCUGCCGGCCGACUGGGACCUGACCCUGUACGAGCAAAUCGUACGCAACUUUGUCCAGCUCCUGACCGGUGCAAGUCACGCCCAGCUGGAGACAAUUCGAGUCAUCACGCUCAACACGGCCCGCUUUAUCGUGCAGACGUUUCCGCUGGUGGCCUCGGCACGUUCCGGCGAAGACGCGCAAAUUCUGCAAGCUCAGCUCGAGUUCAUCAACAGGACGAUGCUCCGAUCGACGGAGUGCACCACCUACUACCGAGAUCUGAUCGAUGUGUUCAGCGCCUAUUGGAAGAAUCGCAGUCAGAUCGUGGAGCGAAUUUCCCCCAAGAACGAAGGUAUGGAACGGAUAAAGAAAGACCUGCUGAAGAUCGUGAUCGUGGCUUUAAGCAAGAACGUCGGCGCCGACCUGCUAGUCUCGCUGUUUCGAUCGUUGAACGACUUCCUUCUCGAGUUAACCGACGUCCCGUUCGACUGGCUGAUCAAGUCCGUUCCGGGGCUGGCGAUGAGUGGCAUGAUCGAGUUCAAACUGGUCGAACCGAUCGCGAACAAGUGGAGCGGAACCGCGAACCAAACGUACCGCGUUACCAACCCGCAAAAAUUCCAACAAAUGCUGUUCCUCAUGGCGGAAGGAUCGACCUGUCCGCGGCACUACACGAUCGACGCGAUCACAACCCUUCUCAGCUACAUCUGCGCCCAGCUCGAGUGCGCCCGCUGGACCGACUCCGAUCAGCUCACAUCCACCGCCGCGCUCAUCUCUUCCAUGCGCAGUUCACUGAUUUAUCUACGCGAGCAGGCCGAGUACGUGUCGUUCGAGGUGUUCCUCGAGGAGAGCACCAAACCGUUCAGCAGUCUGAUCGAGACCGGCGGUCAAUCACUGUCCGGCUUCCUCCGACGGGUCUCCCUGAUCAAGGAGUCGUUCUGCUACCUGCGCAAGCAGAACGAAAUGAGCCUUCCGGAGGCGUUGCGGGCGUUUGGCAAGUUGAACGGAGGAACCACCGCGGAAGAGCCGAUCCAGCGCGCCUACCAGCGGUACUGCGAUCGGUUCGUGCAGUACAUGGCGGAACGCAACUCGCCGCGGGACCACCCGAAGAUCCUGUUCCGCGACUGGACCGUGCAGUUCAAGCAGACCGAGCUGCCCCAGAUCCUCGCCCGAGUGGCGGCCGUUUGGUCGAUCGCGGUCUCCACCGACGUGUCCAGCACCGGCAAGUUCUUCAAGCCGCACUGCGUCCAGAUCCUGUGCGUGCUGAAGCUGCUCGGCGUGGACGCAGACGGGGUGGCGAAGGGAGUUCCGAAACACCUGGCGCAGGUUCUCACCGGCCAGGGAAAGUCGCUGAUUCUGGCGUUGAUCGCGGCGGUCCUUGCGCUGACUGGGCAUUACGUCCAGAUCGCUUGCUACAACGAAUACCUGGUCAAGCGGGACGGGGGCGAGUUUGAGGAGUUUUACAAGCUCUUGGGUGUGAGCGAUGCCAUCAAGUACGGAACGUUCGAAGAUAUGGCCAACGCGGUCGUAGCGCCUGAGGUUGAUGGGAAGCGGAUGGAGCUUCGAACCUUCGUUCAAGAAAUGAUCCUGUCGGAUGGCGGAGGUUCACGACCGAAGAAGCCCAAGCCACAGGUUCGCGCAAACUCGGUUCUGCUGAUGGACGAAGUGGACGUCUUCUUCACCAAAGAGUACUACGGCAACGUGUACUGCCCGGCCUCCUUUCUGUACGUGCCGGGUUUGGCCGAGAUUCAGGUGCGAAUUUGGAACGAAGUGCACGCCCGAGACUUGCGAGACACGCACAAAGUAACGGCCGCUAUUCAAAGGUUCAUUGGAACGCCCCUCUUCACGGAACGAGCCAAUUUCGCUGAAUUCCGUAACAAAGCUACGCCCUUUGACCUGCUAAUCUACGACGGUACGAAACACGUACGACGCUCGUACACCUGCAAAGAACUGUUCGACGAGCAUCUGCAAACGAUGGCGUCCAAUGCCAUCGAGGUCGAAACCAACACGGCCAACCACCGCGACUACAAGCUUAGCCCGGAAGGCGUCAUCACGCACAGAGUUAAGGAAAAGUACGAGAACCGUACGUUCAUCCAGUACUACUGCGUCUUCCACUAUUUCCGCCUCAAGCAAGGAAGCUACACCACGUUCGUAAGUCCGAGCGGAUUCAACUACGGCUACCUGAACGUCGCCUGCGGUUCGCUCUCGUACGCGAUGCUGCCCAAGGCCUACCCGCUCAUCCUGGGCGUCACCGGAACCCUGACCGCGUUACAUCCGCACGAAAAGGCCGCCAUCUCCCAACUCUACGACAUCAACCGCACCUCGCUCAUGCCGUCCUUCUUCGGCUGUUCCCGCCUCGCGUACGACCCAUCAACCAACUUCACCAAACUGUCCACCAAGUCCCACUGGCUGGCCAAGAUCUUCACGCACGUCCUGGUGGCCCUCGGCGAAUCAACCUCCCGCUCCGUCCUCGUCUUCUUCCGCGACGAAGCCACGCUCGAGGAGUUUCGCGUCCAGUUCAGCGGCCAACUGGCACGCCUUCAAGUGCUCACGGAAAACAGCGCCCAGCAGGCGCAAAUAACCGGUCAAGCGGGCGUUCCCGGCACGGUCACGUUGGCCACGCGAGCCAUGGGACGGGGCGUCGACUUCCGGUCCAGUGUGGCGGUGGAAAAGGCCGGUGGCGUGCACGUCGUGCAGACGUUCUUCUCGCUGGACGUGAAGGAGGAGCGGCAGAUCCGGGGGAGAACCGCCCGGAAGGAUAACCGCGGAAGUUACGAGCUGGUGCUUUGCGAGGAGGAUUUAAGGGCGAACGGGCUGGAUGGGGAAACGUACGCGGAGUUGGAGGUGGCUAGGGCGGAGUUGGUGGCGCGGGAAGGUGGGAGCAUUGCGAAGGGGAUCGAGCAGCGUGGACAGGACCAUCGGACCACGAUGCAGUAUCUGCAGGGGUUCUUUGAGUGAAGAUGUGAAAGCCUAUAAAACGAUGUUAUCUAAAAUAGAUAAAAACAAAACAAAUGUUGAUCAUUGAAUAAUUUGAUUUAAAUAAAACAGACUAAAAACUUA
Molecule: messenger RNA, 4427 nt
Organism: Culex quinquefasciatus (southern house mosquito)
Lineage: Eukaryota; Metazoa; Arthropoda; Insecta; Diptera; Culicidae
Exons: 3
Coding region: 75-4325 (1416 amino acids)
Biological process (GO): protein targeting; protein import
Cellular component (GO): membrane
Molecular function (GO): ATP binding; ABC-type protein transporter activity
Source: RefSeq, a predicted model, not a curated record